AUGGGUGUCCAGCCAGUGAUUUGUGUUGGUGAUAUUGAUACAUCAGAUCUUGAUUUAUAUUUGAAGUGUUGUAAGGAUAUCAAAUCAUGUUAUUCACUCGCAUUAUCCACGAAUUCUCAUACUAAAAUAGUCGUACUUAUUCUUAACCAAAUGAAUAUUAUUCAAAACGAGUUUAUGCAAAAGAUACUUGAAUUAAAUAACGUUAUUAAAGUUUGGAUUAACGUUAAUUUAGUCCAUCUGUCUGAUAAUGAUGUAUGGUUACAUAAACUUAAUACCACAAAUUAUGAACCAGAAACAUGGAAAAUCUUCGUACUCAAUUGUGUGGCUACAUAUAUUGUUGAACAAGCACAAAAUAAUUCACUCGAUAAGAAGGCUCUAAGGGCUUGUAACCAAUCGGGAUUAAGAUUGCAAAAUGACAAUAUUCCUGCAUUAGGACCCCAAUCUUCCGAUAACCAAUCUGGAUUAGGAUUUCAAACCGACAGUAUUCGUGCAUUAAGACCCCAAUCUUUCGAUGACCAAACGGGAUUAAGAUUGCAAAAUGACAAUAUUCUUGCAUUAGGACCCCAAUCUUCAGGUAACCAAUCGGGAUUAGGAUUGCAAAAUGAUGUUUUUCCUUCAUGGGGAUGCCAAUAUUCCGGUAUUUAUUGGUCCUAUUUAGCGCACCUUAAGCAUGGACGAAAACUUACAAAUCCAAGUUUGCCAGCAACCUGUCAGUUGGACAUUAAACUACAAUUGCUAACGAAAAGACAAUUGUCUCACCCUACACCGAAAGGUAUCUGGAUACUGUCCGAUAAAGGAUUUGAAAGGGAAUUGCUGCAAUUAACUGUUUUCUGUAAAGAGAAAGAUAAUGGAUGCAAUUGGACUGGUGCCUUACGAGACUAUCAAGUAUUUGAAAAAGAUGAACAUCUCGAUAAUACACAUAUAACAAGCCAUAACUGCGAACAUUGCAACGCAAAUUUUCCAACUAAAUAUGCAUUGGAUGACCAUAAAAAAGAUUCAUGUAUGAAAAUAUUGAUAUCAUGUCAGUUAGCCGAACAUGGUUGUUCAAAACAACGAUUUCUACGAUCUGAUCUUGGUGUACACUAUUUAACUGAAACCCAUCAAAUAUGUUUACAAUCUGUUCUUGAAGAAAUCAUGAAAUUAAUUCAAUCCCGUUUUAAUGGAACUGACAGGGCUGCCACAAAUAGCACUUCUAACCAGUUUAAUCUAUCAUCGUUAAUAUCAACUGCGGACACUACUUCAUCAUCGACAAGUUCAGCCAUAAACUAUUUUUACUCUCAACUUCAACAACUUUACGAGUCAUUGACAACUGUAACAAAAAACUUUCAACCCUUAAACGAAGAUUCAAUUCGUUUGAGUACUGAAUCCUUACGUCAACAAAAUUUAUUGCAAGCAUGUCAAAACGAAAUAAAUCUAAUUAAACAAUCAAAAGCUGAAAUAGACUCGUAUAUUGCGGGUAUUGAACCGAAUCACGAAAUAUUACUACAAGAAUUAGCAAGCUUAAAACAGAAAGUGGAAGAUUUACAAUCGAUCAGCUACGAUGGAACUCUUACAUGGAAAAUUUCUAAUGUUUCCGAAAAAAUGGCUGAUGCUCAAUCGGAACGACAAACAUCUAUUUAUUCACCAGCAUUCUACUCGUCUCCUACUGGGUACAAAAUGCGUAUUCGCCUUUAUUUACACGGAGAUGGGAAUGCUCGUAGAACACAUAUGUCUCUCUUUUUUCUUAUUAUGCGCGGUCCAUUCGAUGCGAUUUUGAAAUGGCCUUUCGAGUUUAAAGUGACAUUUUGUCUCUUCGAUCAAUCUGGACAACAACGACACAUUAUUGAUUCGUUCAGGCCCGAUACAAAAUCAAACAGUUUUCAACGACCCAGAAGCGAAAUGAAUAUUGCCUCAGGAAUACCAAAAUUUUUUCCAUUACCGAUGAUAUUACAAGAUGAUAAUAAUUAUAUCAGAGACGACACUAUGUACAUUAAAUGUUUAAUUGAUUUUGGUGAUAUAUCGAAGAUAAUUCUUCCGUAUGCGCUCAGUUUAAACCCCGCAUUACCUCAUCAUGUUCAACGUAAUAUGAUACGAGUAGAAACUGAUCGACGAGUACAACUUCAACAACAGUCCGCAUCAUCGACUACUGUAACUAACAACAAUAACAGUGGUCAAGUAAACAUCAAUAAAUUUGUCAAUAAUACAAAUUCGCAAACAAUACAAUUGCUUCACAGUAUGAGUAAUAGUCAAUCGAUGCUGGAAGAUCCGAACCAUGCAUCAAUGUUAACAGGGCGGUCGUUAGCACAGCAGCACGUGACUCCUAAAGAGCAGCCACCUCCAUCAAAGAAAAAAAAGAAAGAUGACGGCGAUGAUAUGACGGAUGACGUUAUGAACGAAUAA
Didymodactylos carnosus is the source of this 2379-nucleotide messenger RNA. The record is from the annotation of a GenBank genome assembly. Lineage: Eukaryota; Metazoa; Rotifera; Eurotatoria; Philodinida; Philodinidae.